AAAGCCUUCGGAAAUAGAAACAAAGUUGGUUACAAAUCACACUGGCUUUGCCCGAAGGUUCUCCCCCCCCCCUCGAACCCCUCCCACUCUUCUUUAGCAUGCUGCCCAUGGGGACCGGGACCACUGCUGUCAGAGCGGUAGGUCGGGGUGGUUUAGUGGCGAGGGAGAAGCUGUAACUUCUACGUGACCAUGGUACCUGUUGAAAACACAGAGGGCCCCAAUCUGCUGAUCCAGAAGGGGAGAGAGGCGGAGACCGAUGGCAGCUGUGGAGCCAGCGGCGGCCGGCAUCCUGCUUGCGCGGGAGGUUGCAGCAUGUUCACCUUCCUGACAUCUGUCACUGCAGCCGUCAGCGGCCUCCUGGUGGGUUACGAACUGGGGCUCAUCUCUGGAGCCCUUCUUCAGAUCAGAACCCUGUUAGCCCUGACCUGCCACGAGCAGGAAAUGGUCGUGAGCUCCCUGCUCAUUGGGGCGUUCCUGGCCUCUCUCACUGGAGGCGUGCUGAUAGACAGGUAUGGGAGAAGGCUCACCAUUAUCCUCUCGUCGUGCGUCCUAGGACUCGGAAGCUUGGUCUUGAUAAUGAGCUUGUCCUACACUGUCCUUAUUAUGGGACGCAUUGCCAUCGGGGUGUCCAUUUCCUUGUCUUCCAUUGCCACAUGUGUGUACAUUGCAGAGAUUGCUCCCCAGCACAGAAGAGGCCUCCUUGUGUCCCUGAAUGAGCUGAUGAUUGUCAUCGGUAUCCUCUUUGCCUACAUUUCAAACUAUGCAUUCGCCAAUGUCUUCAAUGGUUGGAAGUAUAUGUUUGGUCUUGUGAUUCCCCUGGGGCUUUUGCAAGCAAUCGCGAUGUACUUUCUUCCGCCAAGUCCUCGGUUUCUGGUGAUGAAAGGGCAAGAGGAUGCUGCCGGCAAAGUCCUUGGGAAGUUAAGAGUGAUCUCAGACACCACCGAAGAACUCACUUUGAUCAAGUCUUCCUUGAAAGAUGAGUAUCAGUAUAGUUUCUGGGAUCUGUUUCGCUCCAAGGACAACAUGAGGACCCGAAUCAUGAUAGGUCUGACGCUGGUGUUUUUUGUACAGACCACUGGCCAGCCAAACAUACUGUUCUAUGCAUCAACCGUCUUGAAGUCCGUUGGCUUCCAGAGCAAUGAGGCAGCCAGCCUCGCCUCCACUGGGGUUGGAGUGGUCAAGGUGGUUAGCACCAUACCAGCAACCCUCCUUGUGGACCACGUUGGUAGCAAAACCUUCCUCUGCAUUGGCUCCUCCGUGAUGGCUGCUUCACUGUUGACCAUGGGUAUUGUGAAUCUCAACAUCAACAUGAAUUUCACCAAUAUCUGCAGAAGCCAUAGCCCUCUUAACCAGUCCCUGGAGGAGCCUGUGUUCUAUGCAACCGGGAACCUGUCAACUGGCAACAGUAGUCUUGGGGAGCACUUUAAAGGAGUCCCCCCACACAGCAGGGGCUCAUUCAUGCCUAUGGGACAUGGCAUGGAGCAGAAAGGGGAGAUGACCCUCACAUCUUUACCAAAUGCUGGACUGAGCCAAACUGAACACCAGGUAGUCACAGACCCUGCUGUUGUCCCAGCUGCUUACAAAUGGCUGUCCUUGGCCAGCUUGCUUGUGUAUGUUGCUGCUUUUUCAAUUGGUCUAGGACCAAUGCCCUGGCUGUUGCUCAGUGAGAUCUUUCCUGGCGGAAUUAGAGGCCGAGCCAUGGCCCUGACUUCUAGCAUGAACUGGGGUAUUAAUCUUCUCAUCUCUUUGACAUUUCUGACGGUGACUGAUCUUAUUGGCUUGUCGUGGGUAUGCUUCAUAUAUACGAUCAUGAGUCUAGCAUCCCUGGUUUUUGUUGUUCUGUUUAUACCUGAGACUAAGGGAUGCUCUUUGGAACAAAUAUCAAUGGAGCUAGCAAAAGCGAACUAUGUGAAAACCAACAUUUGUUUUAUGAGUCAUCACCAAGAAGAAUUAGUGCCAACACAGCUUCAGAAAAGAAAGCCCCAAGAGCAGCUCCCAGAGUGUAAGAAGCUGUGUGGCAGGGGACAGCCACAGCAGCCUUCUCCAGGAACCUAAGGGGCUCAGAUCCUUACACGUGGUGCUGUGGCAGGACCUACAGGGGCUCGGCCAUGGCUUCUCCUCAGUGUCAUGGAGAACUUCUACAUGGACACACUGAAAUUAGAAAGACAAUCUUUAAUUCCUCUUCUCCAAAUGGGACCUUUGUCAAAAGGUAGAUGAGGCAUUACCAAUGCCCUAAUGUAUCAGGUUAAAAAAAAAAAUCAAACAGUAACAAAAUCCCGACAGAUUCAAUACCUUCUACGUUCUCUCCAGUGCAGCCUUUGAAAGACAAAGUUCUAGUGACAAGGCCAGCCUUUGCCUUAAGCUGUCUAGGAUGCCAGUCACAGCUUAAUACUUAGACACAGAAGCAUUCUGGGCGGGCAUUUACCAUUUUUGCCUCUGAAGACACUCCUUGCUCUGGGUCCUCUGUCAAAACACUGUGGAUGAUUCAACUGUACCUGUGUUGUAGAUUAGGGACUAUGGUGUCCUGGGGAAGACUAUUGACAACUCAAGUCCACCAUUACCAAGAUUACGUAGCUAGUACAGCACACAUAAUGAAAUAGUUAAUCAAAAUAGCUUUUUAAAAUUUUAUGUCCAUUUUAAAAGAUGUUAAAAAAAUAAAGCAUUUUUCCAUUUUUUAAAAUUAGAAAAGUCAAUUUAAAAAUCCUUGGGACCAUAUUUAUUUAGAAAUACCUUAGUGAAUAUUAGAAAAGAAGUCUGACAUAGGUUAUUAUUUAUCCAGAUCUCUAAGCACAUAGGUUUAAGCUAUAAAGUCAAAUCUAUAAACAUUGUGUCCUGGGAAGGCUUCUGUCAGACCCUGUAGCAGUGCACGGCUGCCUGCCAUUCUCCCCACUCCUCAGGCGUCUCUCUACCUCGGGCUACGGCAGGCUGCCUCUCACUGCUCCCUUUCAGAUGAACGCAGACAGACUGAACGACACUGACAUCAGGACAGGUCCCUUCUGUGAUGUGCAGUGAUGAGCCAUACCAGCAAGGUGCAUUUUACCCACAGGAUGCAUUUUUCUGGCCUGUUUGCGGUUGAAUUUUAAGAUUUGACAAAACAGCUCACCAUCAGAAUUUGCAUAGGAUAGGAAAACCUGAGGUAAAGGAUCUUUGAUUAUUUAAUAAACUACAGAAGGAACACAAAAAGUAAGCCUUAAGGUGCAACAACCUAAUUUGAAAAAUAAUUCAAAGAAAUAUUAACUUGAAAAACAGAGCCUUAAACCCCUUAAUUUGGGAAUUUUUUUCCUUUCACUCCCAAAUGGUCCCAGUCUGAUGAGAGGUACAUGGCCAUCACACUGCCUUCUAGCCAAGUGGGAAGACAGUGAGUGCCCCCAGCAUCACAGAGAGCAGGCCCCCCAGCCUCGGGAGUGUGACGGGGCCUGGUUCUGAAGCGCAUCGUCUACGUUAAAGGUGGCAGGAAGAAGCUGAGAAUGAAAUCUUCAUUAUGUCGUGGUGUAUCUCACAUCGAGUAAGAAUGUGUGCUGUUUUCUGCUUGUCUUCACAGGCGAGGGUAAGGUGGGUUCUGCAGAGUACCACUUUAAAUACUGCGAGUCUCUGGAAUUACAUGCCACGAUUUAAAACAAAACAAAAUAAAAAAGCAAAACUCGAAGCAGGUUAUCAACCUGAGCUUUUUUCUUUUUUCCUCUCCAAGUAUCAGAUUAAGAUAUUUUUAAAAUUGUUAAGUGUUUCGAUUUUAAAUAUAUAUGGACACACAUACUUGGCUCUCUCAUAUUCCUUGUGAAUGGAGAAGAAAGAAGCAAAGGCAGCUCACUACUAAUGACUUCAGUGUACAUACCAUAAAUGUUCUAAUGUUCUCUUACUACCCCAACUAUGGAACUAAACACUUUUGUUUUCAAAAUAAUUUUUACCCAGUAUUAGCCCCACCCUACCCCCAGCACACGAAGCCUUUGGUUUUGAAAAAUAAAAAGGGGGAAUACUUAAAAUUUGUCUGUAUAUAUUCACAGUUUUUAUUUAUAUAAAACCUUUUUACAGUACUUGUAGAAAAUCAGGUGACAGGAGACGCACGCACUCCUUCCCAGCUCUGUUUAGAGGACUGCCCAGGAAGCUGCCAGGCAGCGCCCACACAGCAGGGACAUCCAGACUUGGUCACGCUUUCUUGGCUCCUCUGAUAAUUCCCACAAGCUUCAGAUCUGCAUGGCUUGCACGCUACCGAGUACUGAACACGUUGCGUCCUUUGGAUCUGCCCCUUCCCUAUCUAAGUCUCUGCUCGCACAUACUUCUGUGUUUGUGAACACUGCAGGCGGGAAGACCUCGGUGCUCUAGUCUAACCUCUAACUGCAUUUUCCCCCUGGUAGCUAGGAUUUUGGCUAAUGAUCUUAUCACAAAGCAAAUAAAAACAAAUGUAAAAACAAUUAAAAAAAUUUGAAGACUUAAAAAAAUCAGAAUUAAUUAUGAGUAAAGCAAGUAUAAAAGUCAGCCUUUGCCCUACUCUUUGAAGGAGUGAAGGGCAGGGUAUGAGACGGCUUUUAGAAGACAAAAUGGAGCAUAGAAUCCUAUGUACUGUUCAGUGCAGUGCUUAAGCUCUCCUUGUGAGAGAUUAUAAUAUGUAGAAAACUUA
Molecule: messenger RNA, 4615 nt
Organism: Myodes glareolus (Bank vole)
Lineage: Eukaryota; Metazoa; Chordata; Mammalia; Rodentia; Cricetidae
Gene: Slc2a12
Product: solute carrier family 2 member 12
Biological process (GO): D-glucose transmembrane transport; circulatory system development
Cellular component (GO): membrane
Molecular function (GO): D-glucose transmembrane transporter activity
Source: RefSeq, a predicted model, not a curated record